Amorphotheca resinae ATCC 22711 is the source of this 551-nucleotide messenger RNA. RefSeq lists its product as hypothetical. Lineage: Eukaryota; Fungi; Ascomycota; Leotiomycetes; Helotiales; Amorphothecaceae. The record is from RefSeq and is a predicted model, not a curated record. The transcript has 2 exons. The coding region runs from base 65 to 538 and encodes 157 amino acids.
CCCUAUUCAUACUCUAGAACUACCUACUAACCUAUCUCCAGAAGUCAAACACGUCGUUGUCAAGAUGUGCAGCGAAACCAAGCAGCGUUAUACGUGUGGUUGCUACGUGAUGCUGAUCCAUGUAUGCGCCGAACACAUUGAACAUACCCGCAAGCAGACUGAUGAGGAGCCCUGCCCCGACCUCGUCAAACAGGAUGUGUUGUGCCGCCAGCCAGGUUGUCCUCCCGGACGGUGCGCAUCGCGCCAGAACACCUUCUGGACAUUCGAGAAGUUGACCAGCAACCUCUUCGGGUGCGAGAAGAAGAAGGAGCGGCUGCAGAAAGAAAGAAGAGAGCAGCAGCAGGAAGAAUCCAACAUCAUGGCGGCGGCGACCGACACCGACACACCGCGUGCCACGAAGAGGAGCAGAGCCCAGGAACGACAACUCAUCAAAGAAGAAGGAGAUGCAGACUUUGCUGAUGAAUACUACCCCCCGUUCGCAACCCCUCUCUCUCCCUCUCCCCUUACCUUAUCCUUCUCUAAGGUACUGCGAACCUGACUGACUAAUCUCC